ACUACAGCUUUGUCAGCCCAGGGUUCAUUACCUUGGUCAUGAUAUUUCCCCUGGUACUCGUCAUUUAUCAGAUUCUCUGACUGGGUACUGUAGACAGUGGAUUUUAGGCUAUGCAACAAUGAUUAAACCUUUACAGGAUCUGACUAAGUCAGGUACUCCUGAGCCUCUUCCUUGGUCUCCAGAGGCUGAACGAGCUUUUGUUGCUAUCAAGCAAAGCCUGUCCAGUGCACCGGCCCUGGGACUUCCUGAUUAUGCUAAACAAUUUACUCUUUUCUGUCAUGAGCGUAAUGGGUUUGCUUUGGCUGUAUUAACGCAAAAGCACAGAGAUAAACACCGUCCCAUUGCUUAUUACAGUACGGCCCUAGAUGCUAUGGCAGCUGGAUUUCCCCCUUGCCUGCGUGCUGUGGCUGCAGGGGCCCUUGCUGUUCAAGUAUCUGAAUCCAUUGUCUUAGGAUCUCCUUUGAUUGUUGCUGUCCCUCAUGGUGUGGCUGCACUCUUGUUAAAAUCUAAGACACAGCAUCUAUCCACUUCUUGUCUUACAAAAUAUGAGCUUGUCUUGUUGUCUUCGUCUCAUAUUACUUUGGCUCGUUGCCCCGUUCUAAAUCCUGCCUCCUUGUUGCCUGGGCCAGAGGAUGGAGAACCACAUGACUGUGUGUCUGUGACGUCGGUCCUCUCCCGUCCAAGAGAUGAUUUGCUAGAUGUGCCUUUGCAAAAUCCUGAUCUUAUUUACUUCGUGGAUGGUUUGUGCUUGCGAGAUUCUAAGGGUAAAUUGGUUGCUGGUUAUGCUGUGUGCUCUGCCUAUGCUGUUAUUGAAAGUGCUUUUCUUCCUUCUGUGUUUUCUUCUCAAGUGGCCGAACUUGUGGUUUUAACUCGAGCCUGCAUUCUAGCUCAGGAUCAAGCAGUUACAAUUUAUACAGACUCUCAUGAUGCUUUUGGAGUGGUACAUGAUUAUGGUUUGCUCUGGAAGUAUAGAGGUUUCCUUACAUCCACUGGUUCUCCUAUUAAGAAUAGUCUGUAUGUUUCUGCUCUUCUGGAUGCCCUUGUAUUGCCCAAAGCUAUAGCUGUUGUUAAAUGCACAGCUCACCAGACCCUUCAUGAUGAAGUUACCCGUGGAAAUGCUUUGGCAGACUCUGCAGCCAAAGCAGCGGCCCUUUCUGCCCCUCAGGCUGAAUAUACUUUGAUUGAGCAGCCUCCACUAGCCUCCCUUGAGGAUCUGGCCAAGAUCCAGGAAGCAGCACCAGCAGCUGAGAAACGUUUUUGGAGUGCUAAUGGCUGUAUUCUACACCCUGACCAUCUUUGGCGUGCCCCAGCUGGUCGCCUGGUUGCACAGAAGAUGCUAAUGCCUUAUCUUGCUCAUGUAUACCACAGAAUGGCACACGUACGCAAAGGGGGGAUGGUUGCUGCAAUUAACCGAGAUUGGUGUGCGUUCGGUUUCCCAGUCAUUGCACAUCACUACUGUCAACAAUGUGUGAUUUGUCAACAGCAUAACAUUGUGGAUGUAUUUUCAAAUUGGGUUGAAGCUUUUCCCUGCAGGAAAGCAGAUGCCAGGACUGUUGUGAAACUUCUCCUUAAAGAUUUUGUACCACGAUUUGGCAUCCCUGUGAGUAUCAGCAGUGACCGUGGAACUCAUUUUACUGGACAGAUUGUAAAAGAGUUAUGUGCAGCUUUGCAGAUCCAACACAACCUUCACUGCCCCCACCAUCCGCUGUCUGCCGGGGCAGUGGAACGCCAUGAAUGGAAUUCUGAAAAAUAA
Trachemys scripta elegans is the source of this 1753-nucleotide messenger RNA. RefSeq lists its product as uncharacterized. Gene Ontology annotation, biological process: DNA integration. The record is from RefSeq and is a predicted model, not a curated record. The transcript is spliced from 3 exons. Gene Ontology annotation, molecular function: nucleic acid binding; RNA-DNA hybrid ribonuclease activity. NCBI's taxonomy places the organism in Eukaryota, Metazoa, Chordata, Testudines, Emydidae. The coding region runs from base 119 to 1753 and encodes 544 amino acids.